Molecule: messenger RNA, 3030 nt
Organism: Penicillium robsamsonii
Lineage: Eukaryota; Fungi; Ascomycota; Eurotiomycetes; Eurotiales; Aspergillaceae
Exons: 5
Coding region: 1-3030 (1009 amino acids)
Source: RefSeq, a predicted model, not a curated record
AUGGCGCAGGUUCGAUCUAAUCAGUCGGGUUCAUCCUCCGGGUCUUCGACGUCGCAGUACGAUGCGCAAGAUGAUUCGAGCAAGGAGAAAACUUCGUUCUUCGGCUCCGUCAAAAAGUCAUGGCAGAAAUUGGGCUUGGAUAGACCUACCGUCCUCCUGAUGAUGAAGGGCGGACUUCCACCCACCAUAGCCAUUGCAAUCUGCCAAAACAAGGUUGUUGCUCACGAGUUCACGACCUUGGGCUAUCUAGUGCCCGUAGUCUCUAUCCUAGGCUUCGCAAUUAUGCCACGCGCAAAGUUUAUCCAGAUGAUGAUUUUUGACAUUUUGGCUGUCGGCAUAGCAGCAUGUUUCGCUCUGUUGACAAUGUUCUCCAGCGUCAAGGCGCGCGAACACACCGAGACUGAUCCAAAUGAGAAAUACAACGCCUCCGCGUCUUCUGUCAGUGCUUUGUGGCUGUUCUUUCAAAUCUGGAUGGUUCACACCUUCCGCGCCAGAUUCCCGCAGCUGCAAUUCCCCGUGAUCAUUUACGCAAUCUUCGCGAAUGUUUCUUCGGUAUACGCUCCGCAAAUGAAGAAUAUGGCAGCUGCGUAUAAUAUGGUUCAAAAAUUGGUUGCAGCAUUUUUUACUGGUCUCGCCAUUUCAACAGCAACAUCGCUAUUCAUCCUUCCGAUGACGUCACGACAGGUCGUCUUCAAGCAAAUGGCGGGCUACAUUGGCAGCCUUCGCUCAGCCUUGGAGGCCCAUGCUAAAUAUUAUCAAUCAUUGGAAAGAGACGACAUGUUCGGCCGCACAGAGACCCAUGAUGAGGGCCGUGAGAAGUUUGGCAAGAAGGGAAAGGUCUACAGUCCCGAGGCAGAAGCCAUUCGCCGUGCGGUCCGAAACAUCACAGAUAUCCACGCCAAACUCCAUGGUGAUCUCACAUUUGCGAAACGUGAGGUCGCAUUAGGUAAAUUGGGACCCGAUGAUAUUCAGGCGAUAUUUCGCCAUCUUCGGCAGAUUAUGAUCCCGGUUGUGGGGUUGGGCUUCGUGGUGGAUAUCUUUCAGCGAAUGUCAGACUAUAACAGAUGGAAUCGGCCCCUUGAUUUAAAUGAGCCUGUAGUCCCGGAGGACAUUCGACAGCGCGUUGUGCGCGAGUGGAAUGAUAUCAUGAAGGCGGUACAUGACCCAUUCGCCGUGAUGAUCCAAACUAUUGAUGAGGCAUUGCUACAUACGUCCUAUGUCUUUAGGCUGGCAAAGCCACCCAAACGAAAAGGGACAGCGAAAUCUUCAGCAGCGGAAGGCAACGAUGUCGAGGCCACAGCCGAGAACACUGCACCUGGAGAAAAAGCAUUCAUCGUGCAUUAUGAAAAGAAACUUGGAGAAUUUCGGAUCGCAAAACGUCUUGCUUUGCAGACAUGGGCUGAGGAGAAGGGUGUAACGCUCCCGCCCGACUUUUUCGAUUAUCAUACUUAUCCUGAAAUGUUGGACGCUGAUUUUUUGGAUACUUCGGCUACGGAAAAAGAGCGAAGUCGACGACAACUGUAUCUAUUCCUCUAUAUGGAGCAAUUGCUGCACUCGACCGGUCAAACCGUGCUUGACUUUGUCCGUUAUGCCGAUCAUGUUGAGGCCAAAGGGAAACUACUGAGGACUCGGCUUGUUAUCCCUGGCAAGAAGCGAUUAUGGAAGUGGGCCAAGUCCUUUUUGAGUACUGCGGACAACGAUGAGGAUAAUAUGGGUGACAUUCAUACACAAAGCAACAUCCUUCAGCUUGGCGAGGCGUAUAAGCUUCGCAAAGACCCCGAGCAUCUACCACCAACUACUCUCUUUCAGAAGAUGGGAGACAGAAUUCGGGUCAUCCCAUGGUUUCUGCGCUCAUUUGAAUCGAAGUACGGCUUCCGUGUCGCAUGUGCCACCAUGACUGUUGCGAUAAUCGGCUUCCUACACGAGACGCAGGUCUUCUUCACUGCACAAAGAUUAGUGUGGGCCAUGAUCAUGAUCAAUAUGAGCAUGUCUCCCACCUCAGGACAGAGCAUUUUCAGUUUCGUGUUACGGAUUUUUGGUUCAUUCCUUGCAAUGGUGGCAUGUUUUCUGAUGUGGUAUAUCCCAGGUCAAAGAACCCCGGGCAUUAUCGUUUUUCUGUUUAUCUUUGUCUCCAUUGCCUCUUACAUUCCCAUCAAGUUAUUCCGCUUCCGAGCUGUCGGGAUCAUCAGCAUCGUCACUACAAGCAUGGUCAUCGGUUAUGAGCUCCAAGUUCGCCGAGUAGGCCAGACGAUUGCGACCUCCAAUGGACAGGUCUAUUACCCUAUCUACCUCUUGGCGCCUUAUCGGUUAGCUGUUGUGUCGGGCGGUAUUGCUAUCGCAUUCAUUUGGACGUUCUUCCCAUAUCCAAUCUCGGAGCACUCAGUUCUCCGUCAAAGUCUGGGAGCAUCGUUGUAUCUUCUGGCAAACUACUACUCGAUCAUCCACGAAACCAUAUCCGGCCGCAUGCGUGGAGACGAAGGAGAAUACCUACUCAAAAGGACCUCUGCGGGUCGUAAACUUGAAAAAUCGCGACACCAAGUGUUCUCAAAACAAAUGCUUAUGCUGGCUGGUUUACGGACAUACUCUGGAUUCCUUCGGUGGGAGGUUCCGGUUGGCGGUAGGUUCCCCAAGAAGCAGUAUGAUUCGAUUAUUCUCUAUAUAGAAAACAUCGUGAACUAUCUCAGUUUGCUAGGCUACGCAUCUGAUACCCUCAUGUAUCUCGGCGAUGGCGACAAUGAGUCUGAUACCAACUGGAUGAUCGAUUUCCGACGGUUGAUCAAUACUGCCAAGGUGACGACUCACGAAGUCACGUCUUUACUCUGCCUUCUCUCUGCUAGCAUUACGAACCGACAACCUCUGCCGCCAUAUCUCAAAGCACCCCGUCCGUACAGCUUCACGAGGCGUCUGCAGGCUCUUGACGCCGAUAUUCUGAGCCUCCGACACAUGGCCGAACCAGGAUUCGCCGCCUUUGCAGUUUUGCAGAUCUCGACCCGCUGCAUUGUCGGUGAUAUGGACAAAUUACUCCAGUAG